Messenger RNA from Closterium sp. Naga37s-1, 561 nucleotides. The record is from the annotation of a GenBank genome assembly. Lineage: Eukaryota; Viridiplantae; Streptophyta; Zygnematophyceae; Desmidiales; Closteriaceae.
AUGGCUCCGCAUUAUCGCGCCAACUCCACCGUCCGAUUCCGCUCCGAUUUAGCUGUCGCCGCCUCGAGUCCCUCUCGAAGCGCCCUCGCCUCCAGACGACCGCUCCGCGCACCGCUGGCGCUGGCCCUCGGCGCGCUUCACUCCCUCGAUCUUCACUCCCUCGCUCUCCUCUGCCUCGCGCUGCUCGCCGUCUCCCCUCUCGCCUCCGCUCGCUCCCUCGACAAUACACCGCCAGCUGCGGUCCCCCCUCCACCCCCUCCCUCGGGCGGCUACGACUACACGUGUCUCCGCGGUCCCCCCUCCGCCCCCUCCCUCCCCUCCCUCGGGCGGCUACGACUACACGUGUCUGUGGAAGGACGUUUCGAAUCCUCACCUCUCCUCACCAUUCUCCUCCGUUCAUCUGUUGCCCCUUCCCCAGCUGCGGUCCCCCCUCCGCCCCCACCCUCCCCUCCCUCUGGGGGCUACGACUACACGUGUCUGUGGAAGGACGUUUCAAAGACCAACUGCAGCGACAAGAGCAUCGGGCCGUGGGGCAUCCUCUCGGGGCCGCCGGGAUCAUGA